GCUAUAUCGAGGCUGAAAUCACUUCCAACACAUAAUGGACACCCUGUCUGCGUCAUUUUUUCAACUAGGCGUCAAAAGUAAUCCCUGUGAGAUUACCUGCGCGCACCUGCGUGCUUACUUCAGCUGAACCUCGCCUUUGAGCAGCAUAAAUCACCCAGGGAUAUCAUGUUUACCUGCACAACUUUUCCCCUCCUUUAAACACCAAAAAUUUUAAAGGACCUAAAUCCCCACCUACACGUACUUGUCUGUGAAUAUAUAUUCUGGCAAGCUUUCCAAAAGCACUGUUAGAUAUCAGCUUCAAAGAUCAGGCCUCGACUCGUGGCCUUAAUUAGCAAUUCCCCAUCAAUUCUACUGCGAACUUGCUUCAUUUAAGAUCACGCAAGAAUUUAUAUUAUGGACAAGUUCAAACACGCAUUCAGAAGACGACGGCAGCCUCCAACUUCCUGCAGUAUAGAAAACAAUCAACUGGAACAGUCUCAAUGGUCUACCAAGGGAUCUCCUGCGCCAUUCUCUUUUCCAGACGGCGUUGAAGUUUUACAUGAAUGUCCUGAUGCCACGGUUGACAUAUUUUUUGUCCAUGGCUUGACUGGGAAUCGAGACAGCACUUGGACUGCUCAUGGGCAGUCCACGCCCUGACCGAAGACACUCCUUCCACCGGAAUUCAGCAGAGCUCGCAUACUCACUUAUGGAUACG
Molecule: messenger RNA, 694 nt
Organism: Aspergillus glaucus CBS 516.65
Lineage: Eukaryota; Fungi; Ascomycota; Eurotiomycetes; Eurotiales; Aspergillaceae
Exons: 2
Coding region: 394-636 (80 amino acids)
Source: RefSeq, a predicted model, not a curated record